UGUAGGAAUGAAGUUGGGCGGAAGUGGUCCUGUGCGUUUUGCUUCCGACUCCAGAGACCUGCAUGAAGUUGCACGGACAGCAGCAGGUUGUUUCUUAGUGUGACUGUCUGGAGAACCUUCUCGCUGUUAGGUGGGGGGCCGAGAGGAUUAAAAACUCAUCUUCAGUUUUUCUCUGCAAGGCUUCCUGGAACCAUCAAGAGGGAGGAUGUCUGUGACAUUGCACACAGAUGUGGGAGAUAUCAAAAUAGAAGUCUUCUGUGAGAGGACACCCAAAACAUGUGAGAAUUUCUUGGCUCUUUGCGCCAGUAAUUACUACAAUGGCUGUGUAUUUCAUAGGAACAUCAAGGGUUUCAUGGUUCAAACGGGAGAUCCAACAGGUACUGGAAGGGGAGGCAGCAGUAUCUGGGGCAAGAAGUUUGAGGACGAAUAUAGUGAAUAUCUGAAGCACAACGUUAGAGGUGUUGUAUCUAUGGCUAAUAAUGGGCCAAAUACCAAUGGAUCUCAGUUCUUCAUCACCUAUGGCAAGCAGCCACAUCUGGACAUGAAAUACACAGUAUUUGGAAAGGUAAUAGAUGGUCUGGAGACUUUGGAUGAAUUGGAGAAGUUACCAGUAAAUGAGAAGACAUACAGACCUCUUAAUGAUGUACAUAUUAAGGAUAUAACUAUCCAUGCCAAUCCAUUUGCUCAGUAGCUAUAAUAGGCCUGGAAAGAUCCUUGGCAAACUCUUCACUGGAACACACCCAUUGUGGUUUGUCCAGUUCUGAUUAUGUCAGAGACUGUGGUCCUUCUGGUGUUUACAGUGAUGAAGUCCAUCUGGGAGACCUGUGACGUUCUCCCCCACUGCCCCCCCAGUCUUGAGCAUAUUCUGUACUACUGUUGUUCAAUAUGUUUAAUUUAAAUACAAAGCACUGCCUUGUUUUAUUACA
Cricetulus griseus (Chinese hamster) is the source of this 926-nucleotide messenger RNA. The record is from RefSeq and is a predicted model, not a curated record. Lineage: Eukaryota; Metazoa; Chordata; Mammalia; Rodentia; Cricetidae.